AAUGCGGAUCUAUCUGCAUUAAACAGAUUGUUACUGAGCUUAAAAAAAAAGGACAACACAAAAUGGAGAUGGAGCACACUUACGGUCCUUAUGAUUACUACGACUACGACGAGACAGAAAACUCCACCAUGUGUGACUAUUCUGAGUGGACGCCGUCGUACUCCGUCAUCCCCGUGCUGUACAUGCUUAUUUUUAUCCUCGGCCUCUCCGGAAACGGGGUGGUGAUCUUCACCGUGUGGAGGGCACAGGGUAAGCGGCGAGCCGCCGACGUCUACAUCGGCAACCUGGCCCUGGCCGACCUCACCUUCGUGGUCACUCUGCCCCUGUGGGCCGUGUACACCGCCAUGGGCUACCACUGGCCCUUUGGAGUGGCCCUGUGUAAGAUCAGCAGCUACGUGGUCCUACUCAACAUGUAUGCCAGCGUCUUCUGCCUCACCUGCAUGAGCUUCGACCGCUACCUGGCCAUAGUCCACUCCUUGUCCAGCACCCAGCUGCGCACCCGAGGCCACAUGCAAGCCUGCCUGACAGCCAUCUGGCUGCUCUCUGGUCUCCUGGCUGCCCCGACUCUGAUCUUUCGCACCACCAAAUAUGAACUGACCAGCAACCGCACGUCCUGCGCCAUGGACUUCAGCCUGGUGAUCACGAGGAAAGAUCAAGAGAACCUGUGGAUCGCUGGCCUCAGCAUCUCCUCCUCGGCUCUGGGCUUUCUUCUCCCUUUCUUGGCGAUGAUGGUGUGCUACGGCUUCAUCGGCUGCACCGUCACCCGUCACUUCAACACCCUGCGCAAAGAGGACCAGCGUAAGAGGAGGCUGCUGAAGAUCAUCACCACGCUGGUCGUGGUGUUUGCCGCCUGCUGGAUGCCCUUCCACAUUGUGAAGAGCGCUGACGCCCUCUCCUAUCUGGAGUGGUUUCCCGCCACUUGCUCUUUCCUGCGCUUCCUGCUGCUGGCUCACCCCUACGCCACCUGCCUGGCCUACGUCAACAGCUGCAUGAACCCCUUUCUCUACGCCUUCUUCGACCUGCGCUUCAGAUCUCAGUGCCUGUUCUUGCUCAACCUGAAGAAGUCCUUGCAUGCGAGUCCCGCCAGCUCCCUGUCCUCUCAGAAGACAGAGGCUCAGUCUCUGGCCACCAAGGUGUGACAACAGCUGAGGGCCCAGAUGCAUGCUGGGGAAGAAGUGAACAAUGCAGAAUAAAGCAGGUCAAUCAAAACUGUACAGCGCUGAGUGCUUGCUCACGGAUCGGGUCCUCAGGUCUGUUUCAGAGUGUCACCCUUGCUCCUCUCUGACUCUGGACUUCUGUGGCCAAUUGCCUGAAGACGACAGUCAGGCUUGUGGUUUUGGGGUCUGACCACACUCAAACUCCAGCCUCACUUUCAGGAACAGGGGUGUACAACUGAACUAUACUCCAAGGGACCAAGCAUAAGCUAAGAGUUUUUAAAAAAGUGGAAUGUAUUUGAAAUGGAACGCGUGCUUGUGUGGUUCUCCUGUGGACUUUAAUGCAAACUUAUUGAGCUUUUGAACUGUCGUCUAGUCACACAUUUGCCCCUGCUGUCGUUGUUUUAAUUUGUAAACACUUGAGGUGUGUCAUGGACCAGACGACCCCCACUCUCACAGCCAGCAGUGUUACGUAUAUGUGUGCGUUUGUGUGUAGAAAGGGUGUGCCAGUCGGUAAGAGGUGUUGCAGUCUGAUAAGAGAGUUGUAAGAAGAGACGAGGAUAGUUGGAGGGGGGGGGUCCAGACAGACAGAGAGACAGAUGGCAGCUGACACUUUUUUUCAGGCUGGUGGAGUGCCAAUUAAAAGGUGACUGCUUUGACAGUCUGCGGUUGUGUGACUGUGUGUGUGUGUGUGUGUGUGUGUGUGUGUGUGUGUGUGUGUGUGUGUGUGUGUGUGUGUGUGUGUGAAGGAAUGUGUUGUUUGUUUACUCCUGACACAAGUAUUUUGUGAAUACAUAUCAAUUUGAAUUGAUUGUCUAUGAUUUGUAAUAAAAAAAAGUGCUUUGAAAAAA
Pseudoliparis swirei is the source of this 2005-nucleotide messenger RNA. RefSeq names its product apelin receptor B-like. Gene Ontology annotation, molecular function: G protein-coupled receptor activity. Gene Ontology annotation, cellular component: membrane. The record is from RefSeq and is a predicted model, not a curated record. Gene Ontology annotation, biological process: G protein-coupled receptor signaling pathway; immune response. NCBI's taxonomy places the organism in Eukaryota, Metazoa, Chordata, Actinopteri, Perciformes, Liparidae. The transcript has a single exon. Bases 63 to 1139 code for a protein of 358 amino acids.